This is a messenger RNA of Molossus molossus (Pallas's mastiff bat), 4874 nucleotides long. It is a transcript of the gene ZSCAN2, whose product is annotated as zinc finger and SCAN domain containing 2. Gene Ontology annotation, molecular function: RNA polymerase II cis-regulatory region sequence-specific DNA binding; DNA-binding transcription factor activity, RNA polymerase II-specific. The record is from RefSeq and is a predicted model, not a curated record. NCBI's taxonomy places the organism in Eukaryota, Metazoa, Chordata, Mammalia, Chiroptera, Molossidae. Bases 576 to 2432 code for a protein of 618 amino acids. Gene Ontology annotation, biological process: regulation of transcription by RNA polymerase II; central nervous system development. Gene Ontology annotation, cellular component: nucleus. The transcript has 2 exons.
CUUUAAAAUAUGACAAUACAGUUGAGACAUUGUCUUCCUUCCAGUGAGGCUCAAAGUCUCUUGACAUCUGAUUCAUUGCUAAUCCUUAAGAUGUCCCCAUAAAAUAAGAAGGAUGGAUAGUAUUAUCUUUAUUUAGUGGUGGUCAGUGAGGUUCAGUCUGUUAGGUCAGGGUUACUCUGCAGCAAGUCUGAACUGACUUAGGGCAGGAUAACUCAGUUCUGGAUUCUUGCAAGUACUUUGGUCUUUUAGAAAGAAAAAUGCUACAUAUUUUGUGCUUUUGAUUCUUCUUAACUUCUCUUGCCAUAGAGACAGAUGGGUUUUCAGGGAAAAGCCAUUUUUCCUUUAAGAGGGACAGGAAACGUGUGUUGAUUUGCGGAUGUAAGAAUCACUUAGUGGCCUGACCCAGGCUACUGAGUUAGAACAUAUUAGGACAGUUUACUUAUUGAUUCUGAUUUUCUUUCUCAUUUCUCAGCUAGGCUCCUUGUUGAAAUUUGAGGACGGAGGUACCUUUUCAGAGAGCCUGGCUGGACUAAAGUUAAAGACUAGAAGCCUGUGUGACUGCCGCAAGAACGUGGAUGAUGGCUGCGGAGGUACCGAGAGUAACCACUCCCCUGAGUCCCUUGGUCCAGGUACCUCAAGAGGAAGAUGAGCAGGAGGAGGAAGAGGAGGAGGUCACCACCAUGAUCCUGGAGGACGACUCUUGGGUACAGGAAGCUGUGCUGCAGGAGGAUGGCCCUGAGUCCGAGCCCUUUCCUCAGAGUGCUGGCAAGGGCAGCCCCUGCGAGGAGGCAGCUGGAGGGCCACAGGGUGCACUCGGCCGCCUUCGAGAGCUCUGUCGGCGCUGGCUGAGGCCAGAGGUACACACCAAGGAGCAGAUGCUGACGGUGAUGCCAAGGGAAAUUCAGGCCUGGCUGCAAGAGCAUAGGCCCGAAAGCAGCGAGGAGGCAGUGGCCCUGGUGGAAGACUUGACCCAGACCCUUCGGGACAGUGAUUUUGAAAUCCAGAGUGAAAAUGGGGAGAACUCUAAUCAAGACAUAUUUGAGGACGUGGAGUCACAUGAGAUCUUCUCAGAAAUGCAUGAAGGGGAAGGCAUUCAGCAAUCUGAUUGGGAAAGUGACUUUGAGAGAGACUGUGGCUCCAGGAGGCCCCAGGGAAAUGCCUCAAGUGAGGACCAUGGGGAUGUGCCAUCACAGGGCAGGGACGCUGGACAGCUCAUAGGCCUCCAGGGCACCUACCUGGGAGAGAAGCCCUAUGAAUGUCCCCAGUGCGGGAAAACCUUCAGCCGGAAAUCCCACCUAAUCACACAUGAGCGGACCCACACAGGAGAGAAAUACUACAAGUGUGACGAGUGUGGAAAAAGCUUUAGUGAUGGUUCAAACUUUAGUAGACACCAAACGACUCACACUGGGGAGAAACCUUAUAAAUGCAGGGAUUGUGGGAAAAGCUUUAGCCGGAGCGCAAACCUCAUAACCCAUCAGAGGAUCCACACAGGCGAGAAACCCUUUCAGUGUGCUGAGUGUGGCAAGAGUUUCAGCAGGAGCCCCAAUCUCAUCGCUCACCAGCGAACCCACACAGGAGAGAAGCCAUACUCAUGCCCUGAGUGUGGCAAGAGCUUCGGCAACCGGUCCAGCCUUAAUACACACCAGGGAAUCCACACUGGAGAAAAGCCCUACGAAUGUAAAGAAUGUGGUGAAAGCUUUAGUUACAACUCUAACCUGAUCAGACACCAGAGGAUCCACACAGGGGAGAAACCAUACAAAUGUCCUGACUGUGGGCAGAGGUUCAGUCAGAGCUCAGCCCUAAUCACCCACCGGAGAACUCACACAGGCGAGAAACCCUAUCAGUGCGGUGAGUGUGGGAAAAGCUUCAGUCGCAGCUCCAAUCUGGCCACACACCGCAGAACCCACCUGGUGGAGAAGCCCUAUAAAUGUGGGGAGUGUGGGAAGAGCUUCAGCCAGAGCUCCAGCCUGAUCGCGCACCAGGGGAUGCACACGGGUGAAAAGCCCUACGAGUGCUUGACUUGCGGGGAGAGCUUCAGCUGGAGCUCCAACCUCAUCAAACACCAGAGGAUUCACACGGGGGAGAAACCCUACAAAUGUGGAGACUGUGGGAAGUGCUUCAGCCAGCGCUCCCAGCUGGUGGUACACCAGCGGACCCACACGGGCGAGAAGCCCUAUGAAUGCCUCAUGUGUGGCAAGAGCUUCAGCCGGGGCUCCAUCCUAGUCAUGCACCAGAGAGCCCACUUGGGGGACAAGCCCUACAGGUGCCCCGAAUGUGGGAAGGGCUUUAGCUGGAAUUCAGUUCUCAUUAUACACCAGCGAAUCCACACAGGGGAAAAGCCCUACAAAUGCCCUGAGUGUGGCAAAGGCUUCAGCAACAGCUCCAAUUUCAUUACACAUCAGAGAACUCAUAUGAAGGACAAGCUUUAUUGAGGAAAAGUGAGGGGGCUGGCCUAGGAGAGGGAAUUGUCAACUGCCCUCAAGUAGGAAUGACUCAUUAGAAGAGCCACUCUUCCUGAUUGGUUUUGGGGGAUUUGUGCCAGAAUCUCACCACUGCUCAUCCUCAUUUCCAGGAUCCCAUCAUCUUAGUGGUCGGAGCCAAAGCCCAAGAACAGUGUAGGACUGGAAGGUCGGAAAGCUGGGUCUCUUUCUGUUGUUUCAUGGCUUGACUGGUUCUCUCUCUCUGAUCCCUCUGUGCCCCAGUUUCCUCUGGUAGAACGGGGGAGUGUUUCUCCGUGUGGAACGCAGACAGCAUGGCCCACAUCCUGCGGAGUCCUCAGAGAAAUCUGGAGAUCUAUUGGUGCAGCCUGGUGGUUAUGCUGCCACUUUGCUGGGCUGAGGUGCCUUCGGCCCAAGCUACUAGCAUUCCAGGCCCCUUGCUCAUGUCAGUAUCAGCUCUUCCUGGCUCUGCCCUGGGCUUAGAUUUCAGGUCAGAGUGGAGAGAUGUCUCUCGUUCUGAGUUACCACAUGAAGGUAAAGUCCCUCUCUCUUUCUAGAAAGUGUCAAGAACACUGAAACACAGAGCUAUGACCUGGUACCAGUGUCCCAGUAGCCUUUCCACUGAGAGGAGUUGACAGGGCCUGCCAGGGAAGGUGUAAUAGGAAAUUUACAUGUCUGCUUUGUCUCUGCUGUUGUCCUGUGGUGAGUCAGCUGCCAGGCGGAAUGCACUAGUUUUUGUGAGGCUUCCUUUUUGUGUGUGAAGGCGGAGACCCCCAGCUGUCUACCCUGGUGGAUGGCGGUUUCUCUCUCAUCGGGGUUUAGUGAAGUAGUCUUGCACUCUGCAGGGUGGGCUUGUGUCUUUACCCCACAGACACAAAGUUCCAUAAUCAUUACUCUGCACUUUUCAGUUCUUCAUUAUGUUUUUGAUUUUGUACAUGCAGAACUAGAAUUCUGUCCAGUAGCUUUUGUAUACUAAGAAUGUUAUUUUUAAGGGAGUAUUGGUUUUGAGGACACAUCAUCUGUCCUCUGGAGGGGUCUGGGCUUGAAUCAAGAGUUGUCCUACAAAGGUUGCCCUUGCUUUAAGGGUGCUACCAGGGCUUUGUUCUUGGGUCCUUGAGCUUUGAAGCAGUAAAGAUGGGGUGAUAGCAGGUGAAGGGGUUUAUUAUGAGAAAAAGAGAAUAGAUAAGGUGUUUCUGCGUAAUGUGAAACCUCCUCCUCCUGUGCAUGGGGCCUUCGCUCAGAAUGGGCCUUGGUUCUUAUAGGAUGGAUGCUGAAUGUUGCCUAAUAAAGUAGAGUCCUAUUCUUUCCCUGACUCUGUCUUUAAAUGUGUGUUAAAAAACCUGAACUGGACUGUUGUUAGCAAACCCACCAUCCCACCUCCUGCCUCUGACUGAAAAUGGUCCAGGACCUUCAGGGAGUAAAAAUCAGUUGCUUCAAAGAGCACACCUUUGGGUGAACCUAGAUCUGUAUGCUUGACCAGUGCACACACCUUUCCAGUGUCCUUUGCCAACUCUACAUCCAGUCUGCCAACCAAGACUUGGAGUGGCAGCUUUGGCUAAGGAGCCGGGUGGCCUGAAUCAUUUCUAUCCAGAAUCAACUAAUAUAGACACAAGGUUUCUGACCUAGACAGUGACCAUUGUUAAACCAAACCACAUUGGCUGUGAAAUCCCCAUCAUUAAUUCUAUCACCGUGCUAGGUUGUGAACAGGAAGUCCCAUGGCCUGUCUUCAUAAAGUUUUACUAGAAGAAAGAUUCCCACCACUUCUUCCAUGAGACCUUCCCUGCAAUUUUCUGGCAGGCCUGACCCUGCCUAUAACCCCUACCCUCUCCAACAUCAGUGCCUGUGACUCUGUUACACAUCUCUCUUUCUCUUUUCCCCCGCAAUUUUUCAAAAUUGAUUUUAGAGAGAGAAAAACAUCAAUUUGUCAUUCCACUUAUUCAUGCACUGAGGUCCCAAACUCUGUCUCCAGCACCCAGCUCAGGGCCUGGGAUACCACAGUAACUCAGUAAACUUUUGCCAACUCAGUUCUCUUCAGGGAGAUAUAUAUAAAAUGCAGAGGCAGGUGGAGUCUGAAAUUCUGACUUGGAAAAUGGAUUAGGUUUCCUACACUCUCCUUUGGUAAGACGAUACACGUAAGUUAGUUUUAACUUCAGUGCCUUCUCACCUAAGUUGUGAUCUGCUUUUGGUGAGUGGAGACAAAGCUGAAGACAUUUAUUAAAACCAACCAACCAGUAUCCUAAUGAAACAACAUACAGUAUAUUGAAAUAUCACAGAUCAUCAAAAGCUAGUGAAAAACCAGUGGUGUGGAUAGAAUCUUGGGAGCUGGACAGACCUGGUUCUAGACAUACUUGUGCCACUAACCACACAUUGUCAUUCUCUUUUUUAAAAAUAGGUUUUCAUUGAUUUUUUUAGAGGAAGGGGGAGAGAGAUAGAAAC